AUCUAUAUAGAUAUUGUUUUAUACACAUCUAACUAGUUAAAUUUCCAAUCAAUUAAUAUGUCCGUCACUAAAGUUUUUGCUCGUUACGUUUACGACUCCCGUGGUAACCCAACUGUCGAAGUUGACAUUCACACCGGUAAGGGUCUCUUCAGAGCCAUUGUCCCAUCUGGUGCUUCUACUGGUAUCCACGAAGCUUUGGAAUUGAGAGACGGUGACAAGUCUAAGUGGUUAGGUAAGGGUGUUUUGAAGGCUGUUGCCAACGUUAACGACACCAUUGCUCCAGCUUUCGUUAAGGCCAACCUUGACAUCACCAACCAAACUGCUGUCGAUGACUUCUUGAACUCUUUGGACGGUACCCCAAACAAGUCCAAGCUUGGUGCUAACGCCAUCUUGGGUGUCUCUUUGGCUGCUGCCAAGGCCGGUGCCGCUGAAAAGGAUGUCCCAUUGUACAAGCACUUGGCUGACAUUUCUGGUUCCAAGCAAGACAAGUACGUUCUUCCAGUUCCAUUCCAAAACGUUCUUAACGGUGGUUCCCACGCUGGUGGUGCUCUUGCCUUCCAAGAAUUCAUGAUUGUUCCAACUGCUGCUCCAACUUUCUCUGAAGCUUUGAGAAUUGGUUCUGAAGUUUACCACAACCUUAAGUCUCUUGCCAAGAAGCAAUACGGUCAAUCCGCCGGUAACGUCGGUGACGAAGGUGGUGUUGCCCCAGAUAUUUCUACUCCAAAGGAAGCUCUUGACUUGAUCACUGAAGCUAUUGCCAAGGCUGGUUACACCGGUCAAGUUGGUAUUGCUUUGGAUGUUGCCUCCUCUGAAUUCUACAAGGAUGGUUUCUACGACAUGGACUUCAAGAACCCAGACUCUGACAAGUCCAAGUGGUUGACCGGUGAACAAUUGGCUUCCCUUUACGAAGAAUUGAUCAAGGAAUACCCAAUUGUUUCUAUCGAAGAUCCAUUUGCUGAAGAUGACUGGGAUGCUUGGGUCCACUUCUUCUCCAAGGUUGGUGACAAGAUCCAAAUUGUUGGUGAUGACUUGACUGUUACCAACCCAAUCAGAAUCAAGACCGCCAUUGAAAAGAAGGCUGCCAACGCUUUGUUGUUGAAGGUCAACCAAAUUGGUACUUUGACCGAAUCUAUCAAGGCUGCCAACGACUCUUACGCUGCUGGUUGGGGUGUUAUGGUUUCCCACAGAUCUGGUGAAACUGAAGACACCACCAUUGCUGACUUGGUUGUCGGUUUGAGAGCUGGUCAAAUCAAGACUGGUGCUCCAGCCAGAUCUGAAAGAUUGGCCAAGUUGAACCAAAUCUUGAGAAUCGAAGAAGAACUUGGUGACAAGGCUAUCUACGCCGGUAAGGACUUCCAAAUCGCCUCUACUUUGUAAGUAGUUAGCUAUGUGAGACGAUAAAAUAGAAAACGUAAUAUGAUAAAAAACAAUUUACUUGUAGGAUUAUUAUUCAGACAAUCUGAUUGUUAUUACACAUGCUUUUCUCGAAGUAGAAUUAUUCCUCUACUCCAUGCUUGUGGUACUUUUAUUCACACUACAACGAUCUGUCACUUUUACAGUCUAACUUCUCACCAAAUAAAGGCAUUACCCACUAAAUAUUAAAGACACAUUUCCCUGGUAUAUUAUUUAUCGUUAAUAGUAGGCAUUUCAUUGUAGACUUUCCUCUGGUCUGAGAAAAGUAAAAUCUGAAGGUCGCAUUCUUUCCAAUUUUGUUUACUUCGGAGGAAGACUUUCACAUUCUUUAUCAUUCUUGAAGAGAUUGAAGGGAAAGAGAAUAAUAUGGCACAAUCAUAUAGUUAAAGGUGAGUG
Molecule: messenger RNA, 1809 nt
Organism: [Candida] anglica
Lineage: Eukaryota; Fungi; Ascomycota; Pichiomycetes; Serinales; Debaryomycetaceae
Source: the annotation of a GenBank genome assembly